Molecule: messenger RNA, 757 nt
Organism: Ceratina calcarata
Lineage: Eukaryota; Metazoa; Arthropoda; Insecta; Hymenoptera; Apidae
Product: selenoprotein S
Exons: 5
Coding region: 155-655 (166 amino acids)
Biological process (GO): endoplasmic reticulum unfolded protein response; retrograde protein transport, ER to cytosol
Cellular component (GO): Derlin-1 retrotranslocation complex; Derlin-1-VIMP complex; endoplasmic reticulum membrane
Source: RefSeq, a predicted model, not a curated record
AAAACUGACUAGCACCACGAACGGAUCACGAAUCACGACCACGACCACGAUUAUGACCAGUUGUUGUCGUCGUUGACGUUGACCUGGUUGACACCUGGUUGACAAUUGUUCUUCAUUAAGAACUCAUUAGGGUCCAUGCGAGGAAAAUCGAAAGAUGAGUUAUUUUCCAGAUUUCUAUCUUAACGCUAUAUGGAGCGGAAUCGCGUCGAUCGGAUGGUAUUUAGUUGCGGUCGCAAUCGCCUUUUGGUAUGCAUUCCCUUAUUUACGAGAAAGAUAUUCAGCCUGGGUCAUAAAAAAGGAUGAGCAGGAUUACGCAGCAAAAUAUCAUAAAAAUCCUGAUCUUUCAUUUAUGAAAGAAAGAUUGUCAGCUGUGGAAGCUUCGCGACAGAAAAUGCAGGAGCAAUAUGAAAAAUGUAUAUUUGUGCAAAAAGAGGAAGCAGAGAAAAAAAGAAAAGCUAAAGAAACGCAAAGGUUGCACAUGGAUAACAAUUCGUUAGGUAAUGUAUUAGGACGUAGAGACGAUAGUGAAGCUUGUUCAUCAUCGGGAAAUAAAGAGAAAUCAUUGAAGAAAGAAUACAAUCCACUGAUGGGCGAUGGUUCGAGAGGAUAUCGACCACCCAAACGCUCUUGUUGCGGGAAAGGCGGUUGCGGAUAGUUACGACCAUGCAAGAGUUCGCGUUUCGAUACAUUUACGAUUUUAUAUUUACCUAAUGAUACGAUAUAUUUGAUAAAAAUAAACGUUAGAAAGAAAAACCGA